AUGGCCUAUACCAAAUUCCAUCAGCGUCACCCUGAUUUCGAAAAUACACCGCCUGCUUUCCACGAUACGGAUAGAUCACCUGUGUACGAAGGGCCCUAUCAGGGGCUACUCUAUUCAAUCAUCCAGUGCAACGAUAUAUCGGCUCUUUAUUUGUACAAUGAGCGCCCACACUGUGCUGUCUUCUUACAAACCUACAACGUCGAUUAUUACAAUCCUUUUAGUAUUGCUUUGGGAUAUCGCAGCUAUAAUACACUGCGUGCACUGAUCAAAAUUUACCUUUCGGAUACAUCUCUAACUGAGCCUCUAGAGAAUUAUCUCAACCGCUUCUCUGUCUACCUUAUUCACGAGGCUUGCGCUGCCGCGGAUCGGGAUCUAGUGCUAUAG
Molecule: messenger RNA, 384 nt
Organism: Penicillium subrubescens
Lineage: Eukaryota; Fungi; Ascomycota; Eurotiomycetes; Eurotiales; Aspergillaceae
Exons: 1
Coding region: 1-384 (127 amino acids)
Source: RefSeq, a predicted model, not a curated record